Molecule: messenger RNA, 5743 nt
Organism: Argiope bruennichi
Lineage: Eukaryota; Metazoa; Arthropoda; Arachnida; Araneae; Araneidae
Product: SLIT-ROBO Rho GTPase-activating protein 1-like
Exons: 19
Coding region: 830-4240 (1136 amino acids)
Biological process (GO): negative regulation of cell migration; signal transduction
Cellular component (GO): cytoplasm
Molecular function (GO): protein binding
Source: RefSeq, a predicted model, not a curated record
GCUACUGGAUGCGUACGACUCAUUCAAGUUUUUGGAACUUCGUAAACAAUGUGUUUUUUUACAAGUUUUCUCUGGAAAGGAUGUGAUUUUUAUGUUUUUUUCUGAAGUCAGUUAUCAAGAUUUAAUCGGCCGCUAAAAAAAGUGUUAAAAAUUAUUCAUCAGCGUUGUGAUAAGAUUAAAUUAAUUCUCUUGGAUUAUUAUUUAUAUUUCUUAUUACAUUUCGCAUCCAGUGGUUUAUCAUUUCUUUAGUGCUGAAAGUGUGAUUCUUCAUUCGGAAUAGUUCUUUUUGGAUCAUUAUAUUCGACUUUUACUGAAACAUUCGAAUCGGCGGAAUUCUAUUGACAGAUUUUAUACUAAAUGAUAUUUAAUGCAUUGCUUGUUUUAAAUAUACAAUUUUAUACAAUUUUAAAAUUUAACAUUGAAUAGAAAAAGUAUAAAAAAACAAUUACAGCCAAAUUUAAACGUCAAGGAAUAUUUUUAGAAAUCCAAUUUGGAUUUCUUUUGUGUGUUAAAAGACAUUUUUAGAUCCUUGCGUUGUGUUUUUUCGAAUAUUAAAUGUUCGAUUCUAAAUCAGUUUUCAGUCUAAUUAACCCUAAACACGGAAGUUAAAAUAACAGGUCUGUGAACCAAUGGUGUGGAACUCUUAAUUUAUUCUGACAGCGUUCUAUUGUGUGACAUCAAGUUUGGCAGCAGCAGUUGAUGAUGUGUGUUCAUUGUCCCUACCUUCGCUAAGAAACGGUUGUUGUGUGAUUUAAAGCAUAAAAAGAAGUUCAAAAAUUAUCUUGAAAAAAAACUGUCGUUUUGGAAAAAGCGAUAAGUAUAGAAUGAGAUGAAGACCACUGGUAUGGUCUGUUGGAAUGUUCCUAUUGAAGUAGACUGGUUUGAUAUUCGGCAACAGUUAAAUGAACAAUUGAAAUGCCUGGAUACACGGGUGGAGACUCAGGCAAGCCUUGUUGCAGAAAUCCAAGACUACUUCCGGCGGAGAGCAGAAGUAGAGUUGGAGUACUCCAAGAAUUUAGAGAAGUUGGCUAAAGGUUUACUGCUCAGGCACAAAGCGGAAAAACAAAAGCGGGAACAAUGGCAUUUAUUUUCUUCCUAUAACUGUUGGCAACACUUGAUUAAUACUACUCGAAGGCAAAGCAGAGAUCAUGCUGCCAUCAGUGAAAUCUAUGCCAAUCACAUAAUCAGUCGAAUGACCUGCAUCAUAGAAGAUGUCCAGAGGAUAUACAGAAGAUGCAGAGAAGUUGGCAUAGAAAUUCAUGAUGAACUUUUGAAGGUUUUACAUGAAUUACACACAACAAUGAAAACAUAUUACACUUAUCACAAUGAAGAAAAACAAGCUGAAGGUAAGCUAAGUUAUGUAGAAGCUCAGAAAAGUAAAUUAGAACAAACAAUUCCUAAGGAAAAACUGCAAAGAUCCAAAAAAUUUCGCCUCAUUGAAAAAGAAAUCCAGAAACGUCGAUUGAAGUACAAUGAUGCAAAACUGAAAGCUUUAAAAGCUAGGAAUGAUUAUUUGCUUUGUAUGGAUGCAAGCAAUGCUGCAAUUCACAAAUACUUUGUUGAUGACUUAUCAGAUAUCAUUGAUUGCAUGGAUUUUGGCUUUCAUACAUCUAUUGCUCAUACUCUCAUGGUUUCUAUUAAUGCUGAAGAGUGCCUUAAAAAGUCCCAGCAGGCCAGCAUUGAUGGGAUGAAUAAGUGCAUUACUAAUUUAGACUCUCGUGUUGAUAAACAGCGUUUUUUGGAGUACAAUAACUCUGCUUUCAUGGUGCCAAAGAAGUUUGAAUUCCAGCCACAUAAAGGAGAUGAAGUCACCCAGAUAAGUGUGGAAAAGCCUAUACAAGAAGAGUUGGAACAAAGAUUCAAACAUGUUAAUAAUAGGCUUACAACCUUAAAAACAGAAAGUGAAGAGAUCUGGAAAACAUUGGAGACAGCUGAAAAGACAUUGUUAGAAAUGCUGAGUGCAAAAGACUUCGAUUGUGCUGUUCUGUUUGAAGAAGAUGGGGCCAAUAGGAAUGGUCUGAAACAACCUGAAACACUUGCCUUAAAACGUAGAGCUGAUAAACAGGAAACUGAAGAUUUUUAUUUAAACAAAUUUUCAGAAUACAUUAUGACGAACAAUUUGAUUGCCCGCCUUCAAGCCAAAUCUGACCAGAUUGCUCGAGGUCUAGGUAUAGAAGGUGAACAAUCUGCUGUAUUACCUGGAGGAGCUUCCCCACACAUUGCUGCUCGGCCGCACAAUUUACCUCAAAGGCUUCGAAAGAAGCGUAUUGGACGCACACCUAUGGUUGGUCAGCCAAAACUCUUUGGCGGAAGCUUAGAAGAGUAUUUAGAAGCAACAAACCAAGAGAUACCUUUGAUAAUAAGAAGUUGUAUAAGAGUGAUCAAUUUAUAUGGAUUGCAUCAUCAAGGUAUAUUUAGAGUAUCUGGUUCACAAGUUGAAAUAAAUAACUUUAAAGAAACAUUUGAACGUGGAGAAGAUCCAUUGGCUGAUGUAUCCGAUGCUAGUGAUAUUAACUCAGUUGGUGGUGUGCUAAAGCUUUAUUUGAGAGAACUACGUGAACCACUCUUUCCAAUAUUUUAUUUUGAUCAGCUUGUUGAUAUUUCUCAAGUUGAUUCUAAAAAGGAAUUUAUCUAUAGAGUUAGAGAAGUCAUCAACAACUUACCUAGAACUGUUGUUAUUGUAUUGAGAUAUCUUUUUGCAUUCCUGAACCACUUGUCUGAAUUCAGUGAUGAAAAUAUGAUGGACCCAUACAAUCUAGCCAUCUGCUUUGGUCCAACUCUUCUUCCGAUUCCUGAAGAUAAAGACCAAGUUCAGUAUCAGAAUUUAGUAAAUGAACUCAUUAAGAACAUCAUUAUUUACCAAGAGGAAAUAUUUCCUGAUGAUGGUGGAAUGGUUUAUGAAAAAUAUAUCAGCACUCAUGUUCCUGAUGAAAAUGAUGUCGGUGAUUCUCCACCUGAUCCAGUUUCAGAUCUAGCAGAUGAUUCAGAAGUGGAUACAGUGCAAAGUGAAGAUGAUGCAGUAUUUCCUGAACAGGAGAUAGCCAUCAAUUUAUUUGGCAAAACGGAAGUGCUUGAAGCUGUUGCCCAGUUUGAUUUUAAUGCCAGGUCACAAAGAGAGCUUUCCUUUAAAAAAGGAGAUACUCUGCUUCUCCAAAAUCAAGUAUCUAAUGACUGGUGGCGAGGAAGCUUCCUUGGAAAGGAAGGUCUCAUUCCAGACAAAUACAUCCUCUUGAAAAUUAGAGAUGAGGAUAAAGACAAGAGUAGCAUGGAUGGUAGCGAGAAGAGACGUACCAGUAGCAGCAGUGAUUCAUUAUCUGGCAUCAGUCAUAGCCCUAAGUCUUUGUCUACUUCAGGUGUCCCUGAAGACUGUAGUUCUACAUCAUCUUUGGAUAGGAGAAGUCUUAACAGUCUUCAUCCUCAAACUCCUGAAUGGGAAGGCAGUCAGCCUCCAUUUCCAACUAAAAGUGAACCUUUUGUUGAGUCUGAACCCAUCGAACUGGAAACUACCCAAGUUCUAGAUCUUGGAACCACUAAUGACAACACUGAACCUGAAAAAGCUAUUGUCAGUACACAGACAGCACAAUUCUACGAUGAAAGCAACCGUAGACCAAAGAAAUCCUGCAAGGAUGCUCCAGAUCUUGUGUUAGAUCUUCCUAUUAACUUACCUAGUCCAGUUUCUGGUUUAAAAAAUGGCAAGAGUCCAGCAGACGAUAGUUCUCUGACAAGCCCAUCAAGCAGCACGGACAGUCCAGAGUUGACUGCAGCCGAAAGGUUUGCCAAAUCCAACCAGUGCACCAUGAAAAAGGGAACGAUGUCCCGUAGCGCAAGCCACGUCACGGGACCUCCUUCUCUUGAUGCACAAACACAAACUUUUUAUGCUGUGAGACGUAGUGCUAGCACUGGGGACAACUUAGGACCUUCAUCUCCAGAUCUGACUGUUGAUUCCAAAGAUAAAAUUGUGUCGGGAGACUCCCAAUCUGAAACAGUAUCUUUCCCUCAAUCAAAUGGUAAAGCGAGUGUGAAAGUCGAAACAGUUGAACUCAACUGGAGUAAAACAGAUAAGACGAAUAGUGAAACUAAAAGCAAACCAGAAGCUGUUGAAGCGGAGAAAGGGGAAGUUGUUGGAGGUGGAGUGUCCUCUUUCAAACCACCUAUUAAAAGCAAGCCACCUCCAGUCAUGAAAAAACCAAAUCGAGCUGAAAUUAAAGCACAAGAAGUGUACCAACAAACUGCAUGCUGAAUAUACUUAAAAGUCAUAUGUUGGAUUACGUGGUUACUUUUUAUAAAAAUGCUGAUAGAAACUUUUAUUUGUAUGGAGUUGUUAUUUCUAAUAGAGUGAAGGAAAGCCAAAGGAAAACGAUUCGUAUAGUUUUUUAAAUUGUAUAGGACUCUUUUAAGAAACUUAAUAUUUUCCGCUUUUAGAAAGGUUUACUCGCUGACUGUUGGAGGCAAGAUGUGUUUUUGUAAUGCUUGCUGUAAAAUAUUCAGGGAGGAUUUCUUUUUAGUAUGUCUUUAUUGAAAAUCAUGUGUGGGUGCACAGCUCAUUUUUAUUGUUGAGUGUUUAAUUUUAUUGGAAUCCAUUCAAUUUAACUCCAAGUGAGAUCUUAAUGAGUCAUAAAAUUUGCUUCUUUUUGAAAAGAAUUGUUCAAAAUGUAUUGUUAAAACUUCUCAUAUUUAUGAAUUUGUAAUGCAAAAGGUUCCUAUUUGUGUGCUUUCCAAUUUUUUGUGGAUGCAUUUUCAAAGUUGCCGAGUCAGACAUUUGUGUUUUUUCUGCUGUCAUUUGGUGAGUAGUGGACAGUUUUUUGAAAGAAUGUAUUUAUUUACAAUCAGUGAAUCUUUCAAAGUCAAGAAGCAUUUUCAAUUAUGAGGUUUUCUUUGCCUCGAUAUAAAUGUUAAGAUGCAGACCUAAGCUUUGUGACUUAGACUUUUCUAGACUGAAAUGCUGUGGUUUACAUGUAUAUUUUGUAAUGCUAGCUUUCAGGCAUUAUUCUGGAAAACCUGUCAUGCUACGAAUAUAUUAUUUCCAAGAAUGUACUGUAUGUUUAAGACAAAACUACCAUUUUGAAACUUUUGGAAAGUGUUUGUGCUGAAUGAAUUAAUAUUUAUAUAUAUAAGGUAAAUGUGAAGUGUAUUUGUAUGCUGUUUUUUUUAACGAGAAAUGUUUUUAUAAGAAAGUAGUUAUUACAAAUCAUGUCAUCCAUUUAAUUAUAUGUGCUGUGAAGGAAAUUACAAGCUUGCAUGCUAAAUGCUAAAAUUUGGCAACUGCUCUGAUUAUGAUUGGGAGUAUUUUGUCAUUUAAAUAAAUUUUUGUUUAUAAAGUUCAAUUUCAGAUUAAAAUUAAUACUUGUGUAUGCAAAAAAUGCACUUUAAAAUAAUUUUCUGUUAGAUGAUUUUUUAUUACAUCAAAUAUUCAACUUCACACAAAGUAGUUGGAAACAGAGUUUUAUAAAUCGUUAAAUAAUAAAACACUCUAGUUUCUUUCCUACUAAAGCACAUAAUUCGAUAGCAUUGCUAAAUUUAUUUUAUCUGUCCUUUUUUAUCACUUUUCAACUCCAUGUCUGUCACAGCUUUCCAUGACUCUGUGUUUUAUUUGUAAAAAAGUUUUCUAGCUCAUGUAUAGUGCAUUGAGUUUUGUUUGCAUAUAGGUGUAUAUUUAAGUAUACAUUCAUAUACAAGCAUUCAUCCAUGCAUACUCCAAAUGUCUGCCUUGUGUUUGACAAAAUAAAGAGAACAAAAACCAUCA